Castor canadensis (American beaver) is the source of this 1222-nucleotide messenger RNA. RefSeq names its product NHP2 ribonucleoprotein (gene Nhp2). The record is from RefSeq and is a predicted model, not a curated record. Gene Ontology annotation, molecular function: RNA binding. NCBI's taxonomy places the organism in Eukaryota, Metazoa, Chordata, Mammalia, Rodentia, Castoridae. Gene Ontology annotation, cellular component: nucleolus.
CGCGUGGAUUCACCUAGGGGCUCGGUUGGUGUAGCUACUCGGUUUUAUCGGAGAUUGCAAUGACCAAAAUAAAGGCAGAUCCGGAUGGACCCGAGGCUCAGGCAGAGGCGUGCUGUGGGGAGCGUACUUACAAUGAGCUGCUGGUCAAUCUGAACCCCAUCGCGCAGCCGCUGGCGUCUCGCCGCCUCACGCGCAAGCUUUACAAAUGUAUCAAGAAAGCCGUGAAGCAGAAGCAGAUUCGGCGCGGGGUGAAAGAGGUUCAGAAAUUUGUCAACAAAGGCGAGAAAGGGAUCAUGGUUUUGGCAGGAGACACAUUACCCAUUGAGGUAUACUGCCAUCUCCCAGUUAUGUGUGAGGACCGGAAUUUGCCCUAUGUGUAUAUCCCCUCUAAGACGGACCUGGGUGCAGCUGCAGGCUCUAAGCGCCCCACCUGUGUGAUCAUGGUGAAGCCCCAUGAGGAGUAUCAGGAGGCCUAUGAUGAGUGCCUGGAGGAGGUGCAGGCCCUGCCACCACCUUUGUGAAGGACUUGGACACCAUCACAGGCACCUGCUCUGGAAGCUGCUGGGCUGGCACUGGGCAGGCUGUGCACCCUUACAGCUCACAGCCUCUGCUCAACUGCCUGAGCUGAGGCACGGAUUCUUCACGGGCAGCUGUUCCUGGAGGUAGAGCCAGCAUCUUCCCCAUCAGUGCUAUUUCCUGUGGAGCUUAAAUGAAGACAGUUCCAAGAAUGUAGGGUAGAGAAAGUAAAUGCUAAGACUAAAAUGUGGUGAGUCUGUGGGUGUUUUUUAAGCAGCAGCCGCUGGUGGGGCUGAGUUGGCAGGCAGGAAGGAGCGGAAGCAGCCCUUCUUACAGAGAAGGACUCUCAAAUGCUCAGGCACAGGGGGGCCACCCAGUGCCAGGGCUUUGGAUCAAGCUGAGCACUGAUUUUGCUGCCACCUCAGUUUUUGACUCCCUCUUCCAGGACAGGUGGGAGCUUUAAGAUGAGGCAGCAGGACCUAGAACCCACUUCACAGAAGCCUGCUGCCCCUGUGUGAGGGAUAUCACCAGUCUUUUCUUUUUUCCCUCGGAGCCUAAAAUGUCUGAUGGAAGCCAUUUACUCACCCACACAGUAAAUUUUAAAUAGGAAUAUGAAGUUAAAUACAAAACCUCAGGCUGCUCCUGCUUGACAUAAUGGCCCUGAUAAUCCAGUUCCUCCAAACAUUUUAGACUUAAGGCCCCUUCC